Molecule: messenger RNA, 2137 nt
Organism: Glycine soja
Lineage: Eukaryota; Viridiplantae; Streptophyta; Magnoliopsida; Fabales; Fabaceae
Exons: 9
Coding region: 756-1610 (284 amino acids)
Source: RefSeq, a predicted model, not a curated record
GGAGAGGUGGAGUCCACAAUGAUCAGCAUCAAAUGCUUAUUGGGAUUCGCACUGUUGCUGAAUUCCAAGAUCCACAACCAUCCAUUAUUAUCUUUCCUUUAAAUUUAAAAACAAUUGUUUCAAAAAUUAAAACUAGAUUUUCCUAUUUUCCCUUUCUCUGCAUCCCUGUUGGCGGAGCUCUAAGCCAUCUCUUGUCUCUCUCGAGAGGGGAAAGAGAGAGAGUGUGUGUUUCGGUGUCACAACGCAAAGCAGCGUACCCCGCAACCCAGAAAGUAGCAAAUGCCAAAUGGUAGUUCAGUAUUAGCAUUGUAGCGUAGUGUUGGAGAGAGAAAGAGAAAAAAAAAAAAGCACUACCGUCACCACAACCAACUAGGCCUCGGUCGGAAAGUUGCUACUAAAAAGGUUUCACCUUCUGGGUCACUCUUUACUUUUCUGGGAUCUCCAUUUUCUGAGCUGAAGUCUGAAUUUUUGGAGGAUUUUGAUCGUGGGAUUUCUUGUUGCUUAUUCUGGGGUGUCACCAAGUUCCCUUAAUCAACUGAAUAUCGAACCUUAUCUGGGUAUUUGGCCUUUGAUUCCUGUUGGGUAUUUCUUUUUUUUUUUUUACUUUUAAUCUGUGUGGAAUCUGAAUAAUUUUGAUCUUGGAGGGUACCCUGAAUCGGUGAAUUGGCGUUGUUGUUUUGGUUUAAAGAUGGUUGCUGAUGCUAGUUGUGGCUUAAGGUGAUUUAGGGAAGUUUUUAGAUAACGGUAUAAUAAGGAUGGCAGCACAGUCAAACGCUGGAUUUCACAAUGAAGAUAUAGAUUCUAUUUUGAACAGGCAUGCAAUAUCAUUUCAACCUGGUGGUGCUAUUAACCGUUUGUCUGAGAUGGUUCCAAUGGGAAAUUAUUUUGGGCUAAGUAGUUCGUCUGGGAUGAUAUAUUCUGGGAAUUCAAGCAUCAUUAACAGUAAUCCUGUCAUGAGUCAAGCUGGUAAUCCAUCCAGUUCUUCGCUUCUUCUCGAUUCGGUCCCGGGGCUGAAGCACGACACAGGGUUGGCUGUUGAGUGGUCUGUUGAUGAACAGUACAGAUUGGAGGAGGGCCUUGCCAGAUAUGCUGAUGAGCCAAGUAUCAUGAGGUAUAUCAAAAUUGCUGCCCUGUUGCCUGAUAAAACUGUUCGUGAUGUUGCUUUGAGGUGUAGAUGGUUGACAAGAAAGCGGAGGAAAUCAGAAGAACACAAUCUGGGAAAAAAGGUCAACAAUAGAAAGGAUAAGCCAGUGGAAUUAGCUUCAAAGACAAAUUUACAUUCAGCUCUGCCCUCAAGCAUGGCUACGUAUUCUCGCAUUUCACACCAUAUGGACCAAAGGCAACGGAUACAAUAUGAUGGUAUAUGUAGCCCUUUGAAGCAACUCAUGGAGCAGAAUGCUCAAGCUUUUAAUCAAAUCACUGCCAAUUUGUCUACUUACAAGUUGCAGGAUAACAUCGACCUCUUUUGCCACACAAGGCACAAUAUUAAUACCAUUCUUAAUAAUUUGUGCAGUAUGAGUGAGAUGCCUGGCAUUAUGAGCCAAAUGCCGCCACUGCAAGUUAACAUUAACGAAGAUCUUGCAAGUAGUAUUUUGCUUAAUAGAACAUAGAAUAUCAUAUAUCCUAAAAAGUUGAUUGGUUUAUGCAUUGCCAAUUCAAGCGGGCAAAGCGCUGACUCCAUCAACAUUUCCAACACAAAUUAAAGUGAAUCAGUGUAGAGAGGUUCGCAUUCUUAGCUGCAACUGUUUUGGUGCCACAUGCCAUUGAGGAGCUAGGGACUAUCUCAUGACUUUCCAGAGUUUCUAAUCCAUCUUUGAUCUUAUUGCUCCCUGCUUUAUUAUUUCAUUUGAAGGAAACCUUGGAACUCCUAUUGUAUAAACAAAACAUUUUCCUUGCAAAAAAAAAAAAAAAGAAAAAGGAGAAAAUAGGAAGCGAUUAAUAUAACAAUGGUUUGAGCUGAAUGCACCUUAUUGAUUUCAGAGUGCAGGUGUUUUUCUCAUGCCAUAGGAACUAUUGUAGAUCUAUUUAUGCUAGUUUGUCAUCGACUUCAAAUUUAAGUAAUGGUCAUAUUUAACAGUUGAUAGCUGUUGUGUAAUGUGUGAAGGUAAAUCAUUAUUUACAUAAUUUCUUGGUUGUA